CGUCUGCGCCGGCUCUGGCUUCCAGCGCGCAGCGGCCGGGAAGUGGGAGCGAGAACAGAGGAGGCGGAGACUGCCGCGGCUCCAGCCGGGCCGCGCUCCGAGGCUAGGGGCUGCAUGGCGCGGCCAGCGCUGCUGGGCGAGCUGUUGGUGCGGCUACUGUGGACCGCCACCGUGGGCCAAGUUGCCGCGGCCACAGAAGUUCAGCCACCUGUGACGAAUUUGAGUGUCUCUGUCGAAAAUCUCUGCACAAUAAUAUGGACAUGGAAUCCUCCUGAGGGAGCCAGUCCAAAUUGCAGUCUCAGAUAUUUUAGUCACUUUGAUGACCAACAGGAUAAGAAAAUUGCUCCUGAAACUCGACGUGAAGAGGAAUUACCCCUAGAUGAGAAAAUAUGUCUGCAAGUGGGGUCCCAGUGUAGUGCCAAUGAAAGUGAGAAGCCUGGCCCUUUGGUGAAAAAGUGCAUCUCCCCACCUAAAGGUGAUCCUGAGUCCGCCGUGACUGACCUCAAGUGCAUUUGGCACAACCUGAGCUAUAUGAAGUGUUCCUGGCUCCCUGGAAGGAAUACAAGCCCUGACACAAACUAUACUCUUUACUAUUGGUACAGCAGCCUGGGGAAAAGUCUUCAUUGUGAAAACAUCCACAGAGAAGGUCAACGCAUUGCUUGUGCCUUUAAAUUGACUAAAGUGGAAUCUAGUUUUGAACAUCACAACAUUCAAAUAAUGGUCAAGGAUAAUGCUGGGAAAAUUAGGCCAUCCUGCAAAAUAGUGUCUUUAACUUCCUAUGUGAAACCUGAUCCUCCACAUAUUAAACAUCUUUUCCUCAAAAAUGGUGCCUUAUUUGUGCAGUGGAAGAAUCCUCAGAAUUUUAUUAGCAGAUGCUUAUCUUAUGAAGUGGAAAUCAAUAGUACUCAAAGGGACCAACAUACUGUUUUAGAGGUUGAAGAUGACAAAUGCCAGAAUUCUGAAUUUGAUAGAAACAUGGAGGGUGCAAGUUGUUUCGUAUUCCCUGGUGUUCUUGCUGACACUGUCUACACAGUCAGAGUAAGAGUCAAAACAAACAAGUUGUGCUUUGAUGACAACGACCUGUGGAGUGAUUGGAGCGAAGUGCAGAGUAUAGGAAAGGAGCAAAACUCCACCUUCUACACCACCAUGUUACUCAUCAUUCCAGUCUUUGUUGCAGUGGCAAUCGUAAUCCUCCUUUUUUACCUGAAAAGGCUUAAGAUCAUUAUAUUUCCUCCAAUUCCCGAUCCUGGCAAGAUUUUUAAAGAAAUGUUUGGAGACCAGAAUGACGAUACCCUGCAGUGGAAGAAGUAUGACAUCUAUGAGAAACAAUCCAAAGAAGAAACAGAUUCUGUAGUGCUGAUAGAAAACCUGAAGAAAGUGGCUCCUUGAUCUGGAUAAGUGAUUUCUUUUUUGCCUUCAAUGUGACCCUGUGAAGAUUUUUUGCAUUCUCCGUUUGUUAUCUGGGGACUUGUUAAAUAGAAACCGAAACUACUCUUGAAAAACACAGGCAGCUCCUAAGAGCCACAGGUCUUGAUGUGGCUCUCACAUUGAAAAUCCAAACCAAAGGGGCUCUUCAAGAAAAGCAGAGCUCUUCUUGUUCUUGUUCAAUCCUAAAAGCAGAUGUCCUUUGCCAAAUCUCCAAACUAGAGAACAAAGAAAAGGGGACAGUGACCAUCAAUUCAUCUUAUCAAGAAUUUUGGUGGCUUCCAAAGGAAUAUCUGCUUGCUCUGUAUUCUUUGUGUGGGAUAAUAUCAAGAAAUUUUUCUUGUGAGGAAAUUCACUUGGGGCAUGUACAUUAAUUCCUUACUAGAUUCCCACAGAACAUCUAGCAAACAAAACUGAUACAAUCUGCUGCCUAUUGUUUGGGAAAUCACAGAGUAAUGUUUGUGGCUAUUAAAAUGCACUAUCAUCAUCCAGUUCAAUAGCAUUUUCCUCUGCUUUGAAAUUCCCAGAAGUCAUCUUGGGCCAUGGUGAUGACACGUAUAGAAAAGCCACAGACAGCUUCUCUACCAAGGCUGAUUUAUGUCAUUGCCAGUCUUUUUAGGACAGUGGAGGCAGAAUGAGAUAGCAUUUGAGUUGGAACAAAUAAGUCUGUAAUGAUGUUUGCCCUCCUUUCAUUUCUGCUACUCAAGUUUUGACUAUGUAUCUAGCUUGUGCAAAACCCUUAAGUAUGAGGGAUGGGACCCCACCCAUGGGUUUAUAUAUAUUUGGGGCUCCUUAUUUUUUUAAAGCACUUUCUUUAUCUCCAGAUAGCUAUUUCCCAGACUUGUGAACUUCCCAUCUUCUAUGCUUACGUCCUGCUGUACCUAGUCCCCUAUCCUCUUUCUUGUAGCCUUUUGACUCUUGAAUUGAGGAUAGAAUUUCCCUUAGACUACCUAGUGGAGCAGGGGAUACUCUGCAUCUCAGGUUAAAAAAAAAUGAGUAGACUGAACAACAAUAUGUAAUUAAUACAUAUUUUGCAACUUCCCUGUGAGUCUGCAAUUAGUUGAGGUUUUUGAGCAAUUGGUGUUUCUGUGUGUUUUUUGAAAUAGAGAUGAUGUUUUUUUUCUACUUAGAAUUUAGCUCCAUUUGCUUGAGAAGGGGAAGGAGAUUCAUAUCUGUUUCUCUUUGUUUGCAAAAUAAGCCUUAGGAUGGCUGUUUUCUAUGCUGUAAAUGGUCCUAUUUUAUUGAGAGGGAGGCAAAAGGGGCUCCAACUAUGUAUAUGUAUGCAUAUAUUAGGUCUCCGAUUCUAUUCCAUUCCCACAAUAUAUGUAUAUAUAUAUAUAUGUAUAUAUAUAUAUAUAUGUAUAUAUAUAUAUAUAUAUACAUAUAUAUAUAUAUAUAUCCCCAUUCCUACCAUUUCUGCAAAUUUACAACAGUGAUAGGUACCCUCCUUCUCUUUCUCACACACACAGAUCACUAGCAAGGAGGAAAGAAUUUUAUAUCAAAAUUCUUCAGGCAUGUUCCAGUUCGUGUUAAUAAAAUGAUACUACUUGCAUUUCUUGUUCUUAAGCAGGGAAGAUAGGAGACCCUGCUCUCCACAGGUUGGGACAAAGGGGAAACUUGCUUCUGUGGUAGUAGAGGAGCAUUGUGCCUGGAAUUUCAGAAAUUCGAGCAUGGCAUGACUGAUGCACAAGUAUUUCCUCCCAGCACUUUUGGGUAUCAGAUUGCGGCUGGGAUACAGGCAUCCUAGGUGUUGCAGUUUCUCCUACUGUUCACUAGAAAGAAGACUUGGCUUUCUUGCAUAAGAGUGUAAUACUCCUUACCCAGGGUAUCAUAGUUUUGAGAAGGAAAGCACCUUAAAUGCCUUGCAUAGAACCAUUUUUUUUAACUACUGGCCUAUUUUGAUAGUGAUGAAGAGCAUGUUUUGAAAUGCUCUGGAAACCAUCCAUGCUGACAGUCUUGCAGCAUGGGAACAAAGAUAUCAUAUUUUGCUUCAAAUUCUCUUUUGGUAGAACAAUUUCAGGGGCGGGGGAAGAGGAUAGUUGUUUGUUUAACAAACAAAAGUAAUCACCAGGCCUUAGGAACUCUUAAAGAUAUCAGUACAUUGCUUAUUGGAACUUUGUAGGUUCAUAUAUUAUUUUGACUUAGGUAUAUGGAUUUCCCCACACACACUUACAUAAGUAAACCCAGGAGGACCAUUCCUUUUCUUUCAUUCAGAUAACCUUUUUCUGAAUCUGGGCACUGAAGGGAUGCAUAAAAUAAUGUUAAAUGUUUUCCGUAAUGUCUUCAACUAGAAGGCUUCCUGUUGAACUACUUAUAAGAAAGUAAAAUAAAUAUUGUCUUUUUGUAUGUCA
Messenger RNA from Apodemus sylvaticus (European woodmouse), 3776 nucleotides. RefSeq names its product interleukin 13 receptor subunit alpha 1 (gene Il13ra1). NCBI's taxonomy places the organism in Eukaryota, Metazoa, Chordata, Mammalia, Rodentia, Muridae. Gene Ontology annotation, molecular function: cytokine receptor activity; protein binding. The coding region runs from base 115 to 1389 and encodes 424 amino acids. The record is from RefSeq and is a predicted model, not a curated record. The transcript is spliced from 11 exons. Gene Ontology annotation, cellular component: external side of plasma membrane; membrane. Gene Ontology annotation, biological process: cytokine-mediated signaling pathway.